Quercus robur (English oak) is the source of this 3153-nucleotide messenger RNA. RefSeq lists its product as uncharacterized. The coding region runs from base 306 to 2795 and encodes 829 amino acids. NCBI's taxonomy places the organism in Eukaryota, Viridiplantae, Streptophyta, Magnoliopsida, Fagales, Fagaceae. The transcript is spliced from 18 exons. The record is from RefSeq and is a predicted model, not a curated record.
ACAUGUAACAGCAACGUGAGCGGUAAUCUCGCCCAUUUUGCCUUUAGCAUGUGACCCUCAAAAUCUCAACGCCUCUCUAUCUCUCUCUGUCUCCCCUCUCCACUUAGAACUUUCCCACUCCAUCACAAUUCAUACAUACAAAACACACAAAAAGCCUCUCACUAUCCCAGACUCUCUCUCUUUCGCUCAAGUCUCUCAAAAUCUCAAGUACCAGAGUUGCUUGCUACAGCAAGUCAAGUAGCAGCACAGAGAUCUCAUCAAACUGAUAAACUCACCCAUCAAAAAAAGCCCCGAUCUCUCACUAAAUGAAAGCCACCACCAAAGCCCUCAACCCCUCAGUCAUCACCUUCGACCACAAGAGGGACGCCUAUGGAUUUGCUGUGAGGCCUCAACAUGUACAGAGAUACCGCGAAUAUGCUAAUAUCUAUAAGGAGGAAGAGGAGGAAAGAUCAGAUAGGUGGAAGUCUUUCCUGGAGCGGCAAGCAGAGUCAGCUCAACCGCCUGUAAACGGAAUAUCAGUUGAAGAAGAUAAGAAGGCUGUUUCGGCUGGAGUUUUAGAGCAAGAAGCAGAUGUUAGUUUAGAGAAGGUUGUUGAAGGAGACGAUUUAAGUAGCCAGAAGCUCGAUUCCAAUGAUUCGGCUGAAAAUGGUGCUAGAAAGGAUGAGGUUCCUGAAACUAAGGAGCCGAAAACUCAUAAGGUUCAAAUUUGGUCUGAGAUCAGACCGUCCCUUUGUGCCAUUGAAGAUAUGAUGAGCAUUCGUGUAAAGAAGAAGUCUAAUUUAUCAAAAGAUGAGCAAGGGGCUGGAACCGGGAAGCCACUUCCUUCCCCUAUUGAAGAGGUUAAAUCCUCUAAGGGAUUGUCUGAGGAGGACUCUGAGGACGAGUUUUAUGACGCAGAGAGGUCGGAUCCCAUUCAAGAUGCUCCUGCAAGUGAUACUGCCAGUGCCCCUGCUGCUGGUGACAUGUCCCCUUGGGAAUCUUUGUUUCCUUGGAAAGAAGAGUUAGAAGUCCUUGUUCGCGGUGGAGUGCCAAUGGCUCUUAGGGGAGAGCUUUGGCAAGCUUUUGUGGGUGUGAGAGCACGUCGAGUUGACAAUUAUUACCAGGAUCUGCUAACUCAAGAAACUAAUUCUGGCAAUAGCAAAGAACAAAAUAACGUGCAGUCAGAUAACAAUGGUGAGGGAUUUACUACAGAUUCUGUAUGCGUGCCAGAGAAAUGGAAAGGGCAGAUUGAGAAGGAUUUGCCUCGAACAUUUCCAGGGCAUCCUGCUUUGGAUGAGGAUGGUAGAAAUGCUUUGAGGCGCCUACUUACAGCGUAUGCUAGACAUAAUCCCUCUGUUGGGUACUGUCAGGCCAUGAAUUUCUUUGCUGGCUUAUUACUACUUUUGAUGCCUGAAGAAAAUGCAUUUUGGGCCUUGAUGGGCAUCAUUGAUGACUAUUUUGAUGGCUAUUACUCAGAGGAAAUGAUAGAGUCUCAGGUUGACCAACUUGCUUUUGAGGAGUUGGUACGGGAAAGGUUUCCUAAAUUGGUCCAUCAUCUAGAUUACCUGGGAGUACAGGUGGCUUGGGUUACUGGACCAUGGUUCCUAUCCAUUUUUAUGAACAUGCUUCCAUGGGAAAGUGUUCUUCGAGUUUGGGACGUGCUUCUUUUUGAGGGAAACCGAGUCAUGCUGUUUAGAACAGCACUUGCUUUGAUGGAGUUAUAUGGCCCUGCAUUGGUUACAACUAAGGAUGCCGGAGAUGCAGUUACUUUGCUGCAAUCGCUGGCUGGCUCAACAUUUGAUAGCAGUCAACUUGUACUGACUGCUUGCAUGGGUUACCAAAAUGUAAACGAAACCCGAUUACAGGAGUUGAGAACUAAACAUCGGUCAGCAGUUAUAGCUGCAGUUGAGGAAAGAUCAAAGGGGCUUCGGGCUUGGAGGGACUCUAAGGGACUGGCUUCUAAACUUUAUGGUUUUAAGCAUGAUCCUAAAUCAAUGAUAUUAGAAGCUAAUAAAACAGAACAAUUGACUGAUGCACAAACAAAUGGUAGUCUAUCUCGUUCGGAGUCUGGGUCCACUAAUGCAGAUGAAAUUGUCAUUAGCCUGACUGGGGAUGUGGAGGUUGAUUCUGUCAAAGAUCUUCAAGAGCAGGUGGUGUGGUUAAAGGUUGAAUUGUGCAAGUUGCUGGAGGAGGAAAGAUCGGCUGUACUCAGAGCUGAGGAGUUGGAGACAGCUCUAAUGGAGAUGGUCAAGCAGGACAAUCGGCGGCAAUUGAGUGCCAGGGUUGAGCAGUUAGAGCAAGAGGUUACUGAGCUUCGGAGGGCCGUUGCUGAUAAGCAGGAACAAGAAAAUGCCAUGCUUCAGGUUUUGAUGCGGGUAGAGCAAGAGCAAAAGGUAACAGAAGAUGCUCGUAGAUUUGCCGAGCAAGAUGCAGCAGCUCAAAGAUAUGCUGCUCAAGUGCUUCAGGAAAAGUAUGAAGAGGCUACUGCUUCACUUGCUGAAAUGGAGAAGAGAGUGGUUAUGGCAGAAUCAAUGCUGGAGGCUACCUUGCAGUACCAAUCUGGCCAAGUUAAAGCACAACCUUCCCCUCGAUCUCCACAUCCAGAUUCUUCAACAGUACAAAGCAAUCAAGAGACACAAGAUUUUCCUGCAAGAAAAAUUAGUUUGCUAGCUCGUCCAUUUGGAAUUGGCUGGAGAGACCGGAAUAAGGGGAAACCAACUAAUGUUGAGGAGCCAAUUGAUGGCAAAUCUACCAAUGAGGGGCAGAGUCCCAGCACGCCAGAGAAAGGUGCUAAUGGUGUAGAAGACAAAGAAUAGAGAAUAGAAGGUUUAUUAGAAUGAUACUCCAAUAGAUAUACUCCUUUCACUGCCCCAGUUCUAAUAUGCUUUUCUGCUUGGUGGAUAUCUUAUGCAUCAAUGACACUUCAGGGAGCGGGUAGAUGUAGUCUCUUUGUCUGUAAUUUUGAUUAGACAGAGCCAAUAUAAAGCUUAUAUUCAUUCAUUGUUUGUUUGUUCAUUAAAUCAGUAGUAAUAAUAGUAUAGAGGAGGAGAAUGUAAGAAACACGAGAGCAAUGCUCAUUCAACUGUAUAAUCUUUGCAUUACUGUCUUGUAUUGAUUUAUUCGAACUGGUAGUUCAAGAAAGAAUUUUCCAGCAGUUACUGCAUAUUAGUUGCA